GACCGACAGAAUAUAAAAGUCGACUGGACGGUCAGAGCGACACCAGAGAGAGAAAGGACAGGAACCUCCGUCCUGCUGCCGAACGAGAAGAAGAAGAAGAAGAAGAAGAAGAAGAAGAAGAAGAAGAAGAAGAAGAAGAAGAGACGGAGCGGAGAAUGUGUCCUGUGUGGUUAUUGGUGGCUGUGGUGGUUGUGGGCGGGGCCAGAGGAGCUGUCAGUCAGUGCUGGGAGCAUCCGAGCUGUCAGGAAGUGAACGAUGAGAGAAGCAUGAUGGAGUGUAUCCAGCUCUGUCACUCUGACCUCACUGCUGAGACGCCCGUCAUCCCAGGCCACGCCCACCUCCAACCUCUGUCUCUGUCAGACUCCUCCCCCUUCGUCCUGCCGCCCUCCUCCUCCAAACGCUCCUACUCCAUGGAGCACUUCCGCUGGGGGAAGCCCGUCGGCCGCAAGCGCCGCCCAAUCAAAGUCUACACCUCCAACGGCGUGGAGGAGGAGUCUGCUGAGGUUUUCCCCGGCGAGGUGAGGAGGCGGGAGUUAGUCAAUGAGCUGUUAGCAGCAGAGGAGGUGGAGGAGAAGGCGCAGGAAGUGAUGGAGGAGGCGGGGGAAGAGGAGGAGGAGCAGCUCCUGGGUGGAGUCCAGGAUAAAAAAGAUGGUUCCUACAAGAUGAAGCAUUUUCGCUGGAGCAGCCCGCCCGCCGCCAAACGCUACGGCGGCUUCAUGAAGAGCUGGGACGAACGCAGCCAGAGGCCGCUACUCACGCUCUUCAAGAACGUCAUCAACAAAGAUGGACAGCAGCAGAAGUGAAGGGGCGGGGCGGACGGGAGACAGUGAACUUUUUACACAGAUCGUCGACAGGCGGCGAGCAGCUCUGAUUGGCCGAAGAAGCUCGUUAGUGAUGAAGAAAGAAACUGCUGAUCCUGAACGACUGAAAGAGAGAGAGAGAGAGAGAGAGAGGAGAGAGAGAGAGAGAGAGAGAGAGAGCGAGAGAGAGAGAGACAGAGAGAGAGAGAGAGAGAGAGAGAGACAGAGAGAGAGAGAGAGAAGAGAG
Hippoglossus stenolepis (Pacific halibut) is the source of this 1047-nucleotide messenger RNA. RefSeq names its product pro-opiomelanocortin-like. The coding region runs from base 156 to 803 and encodes 215 amino acids. The record is from RefSeq and is a predicted model, not a curated record. Gene Ontology annotation, biological process: neuropeptide signaling pathway. Gene Ontology annotation, molecular function: neuropeptide hormone activity. Lineage: Eukaryota; Metazoa; Chordata; Actinopteri; Pleuronectiformes; Pleuronectidae. Gene Ontology annotation, cellular component: extracellular region. The transcript is spliced from 3 exons.